CGCCAUAGACGGUCCAUACAUUUACGGUGUGCAGGACAGGAUCGUGCGUGACGUCAGGGCAAGGGCGAAGGUCAGGCAUUUCCGAGACACAAGGUCACCCUCGACCAGCGGCGGGAUACACCAUGUCGACUACCGUGAACUAUCUGGAGCAACUCCUGCUUCUGGAUCAGUUCUACCGAUCCCAAGAUGGCGCAAGUUUGCGCGGCUUCUCACAGGGGAACGGCAGCGUCUUGACUCCUGCAUCUUCAACAAUGGCACACUCAAGCUCUGUGGGAUACGGUGGGCUUGUAGCAGACCUGGCCCCUGCGGCAGACUUCACCUUCGAGCUAACGCUGCUGGCGCUCGUCCGCGCCGUAUUUCCCGCUAUCCUCGUCCUGCUUUACCUCCUCGCUUCUACGGGACUUCCGCAGCAUGCAUUGAGCAUCCUGACGCCUCGCAGCUGGCGUGGGCUCUUGGACGAGUUCGUCACCGACGAAGAUGUGCGGAGAAUGCAGGAGGAAGAGCGCAAAGAGCGCGAGGGACAGGAAAAGAUGGGAGCAAAGGUACAAAGGGGUACAGAGGAGCUGGCACUGGCGCCGGCACCGGCACCCAAAGCAGCAACAACAGCUGGGGUGGAAGGGGAGGCGGAAGCGAACGAAAGUACACAUCUACUUUAUCGGGGAAAUGGCGGCUGGGUCAAUCCUGCAAAUCCGCUCGCACCGACUGACUGCCCCUGGCCCGCUCCAAAGAUCACUCUCGGCCUCACACUGGUGUCUCUGCUGCACAUCUGUGCCCACCUCGCGCUUUUGUGUUACCAACUCACAUUCCACCCAUCAUCGUCCUCUCACGCUCAUGUGUCCCCUUCAGACAGAAUCCUAACACCGGCCGACAUGCGCGAGAUCCUAAGCACACAAUCCCUCAUCCUGCUCUCGUGGAGCUACGUCCUCAUUCGCACACUCUUUGCGCCGCAACGCACGCCGCCAAGGGACACAUUUGCGCUGCUUGUCGUCUUCCUGCUCGGAGCGAUCCUCCAGCUGCAUUACACACUCGCGAGCGCAUUUGCCUCUGUAUGGAGACACCAGGCCGGUACGUACGGUUUCGUCAACGCCUCACGAGCUGUUGGUGGCGCGGCAGGCGAGAGCGUUCGCGGCGUCGCAGGCAAUUUGGUGCUCGAAUGCGUAUCUCUCGCUUCGCUGCUCUGGGCACUGUGGCUGGUCGGCACCAUGCCGAUCGCCGUAUUUCCUUCCUCAAAUGACUUCUCCUCGUUAUCACCGGAGCAAAAGCUGGUACUUUCCGACCCGAUGUACACCCUCUACGCGCCCGAGCGCAUUGAUGUCGAUGCGUCGAAGCUCUCCUCGCCCGAAGACACGUGCACGCUGUUCCAUUGGCUCACCUUCCGCUGGGUCGCCUCGCUGCUGCGCGCCACGCGCAAGGGUAAGCUCGACGAGACAGACGUAUGGCAGCUGAGCAGGUUUGUGAAGAGUCGUGUGCUGAUCCGAAAGUGGAACGAGUAUCGUGUCGGCAGCGGCAGCGGCAGCAACAAGGAAAAGGCCAGCGGUAAUCUAGCGCUCAAGAUUUUCAGGACCAACUCCAAGGACAUGAUUAUCGACUUCUCUCUUACAAUUGUGUCUAGCACCCUGGGCUACGCAAAACCAUUCUUUCUUAAGCGCAUCCUCGAAGCCAUCGAAGCAGAGCGAGGCGGCACGAAGGUCCAUGCGGCAGCAGGUGACUACAUGCAAGCCCUGUCGGCGCACAAGGUCUACGCCGCCCUCGUCAAAGGCGGCCCAGAACACACGUCGAAAGAGACGGCGUACCUCUUCGCGCUGCUCGCCUUCCUCGCUGUUGUGCUGGAGAGCCAGACGGACCUGUAUCACCUGUAUGCCGGGCGCCGGGCGGCCACCAGGGUACGCAGCGAGCUCAUGGCUAGUAUCUACGAAAAAGGGAUGAAGGGCAAGAGCGUCUCCGGACUCGUAGAGAAAGACGAAAAGAAGGCCAACACAGUGCCGAAGGCGGGAGCAAAGAAGCCAGUCGCAGGCUCUGUCGCGGAGAACAAUGCCGCAGGAGCUGCAGUCGACAAGGAUGAGCAGGAUCAGAAUGGGCAAGGUGUCGGCCGCGUCGUCUCCCUGAUGGCCGUAGACGCGACACGCAUUGCCAACUUUGUCGCCAUGCUCACCAUGCUCUACGGUGCACCGACCGAGCUGAUCAUCGCACUCGCCUUCCUCUACAACAUCCUUGGCUGGUCUGCCUUUGCGGGACUCGUUGCGCUGCUCGUCGCAACGCCUCUGCAAAGUAUCUGCACGCGCAUCGGCGUCCGGCUCAGCAAGCGCCUGAGUAAUAUUCGCGAUAGCCGCAUGACUGCGCUCAACGAGUAUAUCUCCAACCUCAAGAUGAUCAAGCUCGUCGCGUGGGAGGGCAACUUCGUUCGCAGGAUCCUCGAGGUCAGACACAAGGAGCUGAAUCUACUCUUCCAGCGUCAGGUCAUCAACAGCUGCAUGUCCUUCCUGUGGACCAUUGCACCCUCUAGCGUAUCGGUACUGGCUUUCGCGAGUUACACGCUCAUCGAGGGAAAGCCACUCACCAUCUCUGUCGCUUUCACUGCUCUCAACCUUUACGUCAACCUUGCGGGCCCGCUGAACGUCAUUCCACUCAUCAUCAAUGAGGCCGUCACGGUGUAUGUGUGCUGUGAUCGGGUCGAAAAGUUCCUCGAUGGCGAGGAGAUUGAGGAUCGCAUAUCUACACUGCACAAGCCGGUGGAUAAGGCAAUCAAGCCGCUCACCGAGAAUGUCAGCUGCAAAAAUGCUACCUUCCGCUGGUCGCUGAUCGCUCCAGCUGCGGACAAGGAAAAACGGACGAAUAACAGUUUCGUCACACGGCUCCAGGGACUCACUCGCAGGAUCAAGCUCUGGGGUCGCAGCUCGGGUGCGCCAAGCAUGUCAGCUACCACUGCAAGUGACGGCGCAACUGGCGAAGCGGACGAAGAGGAACAUCCCCGAAAGCCUUUCGAACUUGCGAACGUAACGAUGAGCUGCGAGCCAGGUCUGACGCUUGUCUUUGGGCCGACAGGCAGUGGCAAGUCGUCGCUUCUUAACGCUUUGCUGGGCGAGAUGGACCUCAUCGCUGGCAAUCUGCACCUUCCCAAACUACCAGGUCACUACGAUCCUUCGACAGGCCUCAAUGGUGGAAUCGCCUACUGCGCACAGCAGCCUUGGCUACAGCAGCGAUCGAUCCGCGAGAACAUCCUAUUUGGAAGCCCCUUUGAGAAGGAGAGAUACGAACAAGUGCUGGAAAUCUGCGCGCUCAACCCGGACCUGGCUAUUUUUGAAGAGGGCGACCUGCAAGAGGUUGGAGAAGGCGGAAUCUCGCUCAGUGGCGGACAGAAGGCCAGACUGGCACUCGCUCGUUGCGUCUACUCUCGUGCUAGGACAUGUCUCCUCGAUGAUGUCCUGUCGGCCGUCGAUUCACACACCGCAGAGUUGCUCGUCAACAGCUGCCUGCAAGGACCGCUAAUGAAGAAUCGCUGUGUCGUUCUCGCCACGCAUCAUGUCGAGCUGGUCUUGCCCAUUGCCACAUGCGUCAUCAAGAUCAACAAGGGCGCCAUCACUGCCUCAGGCUCGCCCCAGGAGCUACGCGCUGCUGGCGAGCUCGAGGACUUGCCGACGCUCUUCAAUGAUGAGGACGACACCGAAGGCUCAGCAGUAAAACUGGAAGGGGCGAAAAGCCAAGAUGCGAGCGUUAAGCUAAAGAUCGGCGCGGAGGAUGCAAAGGCCACGCGCAAGUUGGUCGAGAAGGAAGAACGCGCAACGGGUAGUGUUAAGUGGAGCAUCUACUCGAUGUACCUAAAAGCAUGCGGCUAUCAUUUGCUUGGCUUGGCUGUUUUCUGCAUCAUCCUCGCCAAGGUCAUCAACACCAGCGCACAGCUUUGGCUGUCGUACUGGGCUCAAAGCAACUACAAAGAGCGCUCUGCACCUGGCACUCUCAUCACAAAGGUGUACCAGUCUUCCUACUCGCCUUUCGUGGUCAAGGCAUACUCUCAGCUGUACGAUGCGACUUCCAAGAGUUGGCUCCCUCCCGCCGCACAGAACCCAGCGCCAUACAUCCUGGUCUACGGCGGCAUCCAACUAUCGGAAGCAGUGGUGCUCAUGAUGAUGGUCAUCAUUACUUAUGCAGCGACACUGCGCGCCUCUCGACUGCUUUUCGCACGCAUGCUUGACAGCGUGUCCAAAGCUACGAGCAGGUGGAUCGACAAGACUCCCAGUGGCAGGAUCCUCAACCGCUUUGCGCGGGACGUUGAAGUCCUCGACAGCACGCUGCUCACGAACGUCAGGACAGUCGUGCAAUACAGUAUCAAUCUGCUCGGAUCGAUCCUGAUCCUCGCCGUCUCCCUACCAGCAUUCAUUGUGCCAGCUGCGCUUCUCUCUUAUCUCUAUAUCACAUGUGCUAUCGGGUACGUGCGAGCAUCGCGUGACCUCAGAAGGAUAGAGUCUGUCACCCGCAGCCCCAUCUUCCAAGGAUACGGAGAAGCAUUGAAGGGGAUCGUAACGAUUCGAGCGUUCACAGCGGAGACGCGUUUGAUCCAAGCGCUGUACCAGGACCUUGACACUACAACUUCAUGUCUGUGGUUCUGGUGGAUGUGUAAUAGGUGGCUCUUGUUACGCUUGGAUUGUCUAGGAGGCUUGAACGUGCUGUUCUCUACACUGCUCUCCCUCUCCGGCGCGAUCUCGCCCGGUGUGGCAGCCAUAGCCAUCACGCAGAGCAACAGCUUUAGCAUGUCGAUGUACUGGCUCAGUCGUCAGUGGUCGACACUCGAGCAAGACUUGAACAGUGUCGAACGCGUGAACGAGUACUUGCCUCCUGGCAUUCCACAAGAGGCACCAGCGAUUAUAGAAGAGAACCGGCCUCCUGCUGCAUGGCCAACGACGAAGGCCGGGGUUCGCUUCCAGAAUGUCGUCCUCCGAUACGAUUCGACGCUCGAGCCGGUACUGCGGGGUGUCAGUUUCGAGAUCAAGGCAGGCGAGAAGAUCGGUCUCGUAGGCCGUACCGGCUCGGGCAAGUCCACUCUUGCCACUGCCUUGCUCCGCUUCGCCGAGCUCAGCGAAGGCAAAAUCUUCAUCGACAAUAUUGACAUCAGUACCAUUGGCGUGAAUGACCUGCGCUCGCGCUUGAGCCUUAUCCCCCAAGAUCCCAUCCUUUUCAAUGGAACGAUCCGCGAGAACUUAGACCCGUUCCGGUCAGCAACGGACGAGCAAUGCCUCGAGGUGCUGGCAAGGGUCAACUUGACGUCGUCGCCAUCAGCGAGUCGCACCCACAGCCGAGGUCCAAGCCGGCCGGCAUCAACCCGCAACGUCUCCACGUCUUCGUCAGAUGCAGCGAAUACCAUUAAGGUAAAUACAAACACGGAAGCUUCGAUGUUGCUUACGGCGUCGCACCAUGAGACUAUAGAGCACAUCCCCAAAGCCAGCCUCACGCUCGACUCUAAGGUUUCCGAAGGGGGUGGAAACCUCUCGCAGGGACAACGGCAGCUGCUAGCAAUGGCACGUGCCAUGCUGCGUGAUUCGAGGAUCGUCAUCGCUGAUGAGGCAACCGCGAGCAUUGACUUUCAAACCGACCAGCAGAUCCAGCGGGCCAUCCGCGAGCACUUCACCGACCAUAUCAUGCUGGUCAUCGCUCAUCGUCUGACGACCAUUGCCAGCUUUGACCGUGUGCUGGUACUAGACAACGGCAAAGUCGUUGAAUUUGAUAGUCCGAAGAAUCUACUGGAAAACAGUGAGGGUCACUUCUAUAAGAUGUGCAAGCAUUCUGGCGAUUUUGACACGCUGCAACGGAUGGCCAACGAGCCCCAUCCUAAGAUCAAUGUAGAGUAGAGCAUGGCAGUAUUAUGCUGAAACUUUCUGCUUUGAAUUUCAUAACUCGGCGUCAUCGUCCUCAAGGUCAAUCUCUUCCUCUGGGUAGUCUCCCACCUUGACCUUGUCUGGUCUGGCAAAGCCACCGUACUUUAGCCUGCAACUGAAAUAACGCUUGCCGGCAACACUUCCAUCGUUUUUCCCUACCGGUUCAUCAUAUUCGACUCCGAUCCAUUUGCCGCCGGCCGCCGCCGCACCGGGCCCUGCGCCAAACUCUGUCUCACCGAU
Tilletiaria anomala UBC 951 is the source of this 6107-nucleotide messenger RNA. RefSeq lists its product as uncharacterized. Gene Ontology annotation, cellular component: fungal-type vacuole; membrane. Lineage: Eukaryota; Fungi; Basidiomycota; Exobasidiomycetes; Georgefischeriales; Tilletiariaceae. The coding region runs from base 123 to 5840 and encodes 1905 amino acids. Gene Ontology annotation, biological process: transmembrane transport. The record is from RefSeq and is a predicted model, not a curated record. Gene Ontology annotation, molecular function: ABC-type peptide transporter activity; ATP hydrolysis activity; ATP binding. The transcript is spliced from 4 exons.